CUCAGCGCCCGGGCGGCGGUUGGGAGAGCCGGAGCUGCGAGUUCGUCCCCGGCGCUGCCUGCGCGUUUCCCUGAGGCUCGCCCGGAGCGGUUCUCGUCAGGCCGCCUCCCCGCGACAGUCUCCUCGCAGACAGCGGAGCCGCCCCGGAGCCCUGCCUCAGAGCCGGCGUCUCGCGAUCGGCACGCCCCUGUGCGUCUCCCGGCGGCGCCGCGAGGACCCGGUGAGGGCCGCCGGCGCCUGGUCGCCAUGGCGCCCACCAUCCAGACCCAGGCGCAGCGGGAGGAUGGCCACAGGCCCAAUUCCCACCGGACUCUGCCUGAGAGGUCUGGAGUGGUCUGCCGCGUCAAAUACUGCAACAGCCUCCCUGACAUCCCCUUCGACCCCAAGUUCAUCACCUACCCUUUCGACCAGAACAGGUUUGUCCAGUACAAAGCGACUUCCUUGGAGAAACAGCACAAACAUGACCUCCUGACUGAGCCAGACCUGGGGGUCACCAUUGACCUCAUCAACCCUGACACCUACCGCAUCGACCCCAAUGUUCUCCUAGAUCCAGCUGAUGAGAAGCUCUUAGAAGAGGAGAUUCAGGCCCCUACCAGCUCGAAGAGAUCCCAGCAGCACGCGAAGGUGGUGCCGUGGAUGCGUAAGACAGAGUACAUCUCCACUGAGUUCAACCGUUACGGGAUCUCCAACGAGAAGCCAGAGGUCAAGAUUGGAGUUUCUGUGAAGCAGCAGUUCACCGAGGAGGAAAUAUACAAAGACAGGGACAGCCAGAUCACAGCCAUUGAGAAGACUUUCGAGGACGCCCAGAAAUCAAUCUCCCAGCAUUACAGCAAGCCCCGGGUGACACCGGUGGAGGUCAUGCCUGUCUUCCCAGACUUUAAGAUGUGGAUCAACCCAUGCGCUCAGGUCAUCUUUGAUUCAGACCCUGCCCCUAAGGACACCAGCGGCGCAGCUGCACUGGAGAUGAUGUCUCAGGCCAUGAUCAGGGGUAUGAUGGAUGAGGAAGGGAACCAAUUUGUGGCCUACUUCCUGCCUGUGGAAGAGACGCUGAAGAAACGGAAACGGGACCAGGAGGAGGAGAUGGACUACGCACCAGAUGAUGUGUAUGACUACAAGAUUGCUCGAGAGUACAACUGGAAUGUGAAGAACAAAGCUAGCAAGGGCUACGAGGAGAACUACUUCUUCAUAUUCCGUGAGGGCGACGGGGUUUACUACAACGAGCUGGAGACCAGGGUCCGCCUUAGUAAGCGCCGAGCCAAGGCUGGGGUGCAAUCGGGCACCAACGCCCUGCUUGUGGUCAAACACCGGGACAUGAACGAGAAGGAAUUAGAGGCCCAGGAAGCGCGCAAGGCCCAGUUGGAAAACCACGAGCCCGAGGAGGAGGAGGAGGAGGAGAUGGAGACAGAAGAGAAAGAGGCUGGGGGCUCAGAUGAGGAGCGUGAGAAGGGCAGCAGCAGUGAGAAGGAGGCCAGUGAAGAUGAGCGCUCAGGCAGCGAGAGCGAACGCGAGGAGGGCGACAGGGAAGAGGCGAGCGACAAGAGUGGCAGCGGCGAGGACGAGAGCAGCGAAGAUGAGGCCCGGGCCGCUCGGGACAAGGAGGAGAUCUUUGGCAGUGACGCCGAUUCAGAGGACGACGCUGACUCUGACGAUGAGGACAGAGCUCGAGCCCGUGGUGGCAGUGACAAUGACUCAGACAGCGGCAGCGACGCAGGCGGUCAGCGCAGCCGCAGCGCCAGUCCCUUCCCCAGUGGCAGUGAGCACUCGGCCCAGGAGGAUGGCAGUGAAGCUGCAGCUUCUGAUUCCAGCGAUGCUGACAGCGACAGUGACUGAGCCCAGGGCUGGUCAGACACCAUUAUCGGAGCAGAAGGCACUUGUCUGGUGGUCUGCUUGUGAGCCCUUCAUGUUGUCCCCCCCAAACCUUUCCUGUAAUAAAGCCGCGUUCUGACUUCC
This is a messenger RNA of Lepus europaeus (European hare), 1950 nucleotides long. It is a transcript of the gene PAF1, whose product is annotated as PAF1 homolog, Paf1/RNA polymerase II complex component. Lineage: Eukaryota; Metazoa; Chordata; Mammalia; Lagomorpha; Leporidae. Gene Ontology annotation, biological process: transcription elongation by RNA polymerase II. The coding region runs from base 247 to 1830 and encodes 527 amino acids. Gene Ontology annotation, cellular component: Cdc73/Paf1 complex. Gene Ontology annotation, molecular function: chromatin binding; RNA polymerase II complex binding. The transcript is spliced from 14 exons. The record is from RefSeq and is a predicted model, not a curated record.